Sphaeramia orbicularis (orbiculate cardinalfish) is the source of this 1512-nucleotide messenger RNA. RefSeq names its product ChaC, cation transport regulator homolog 1 (E. coli) (gene chac1). Lineage: Eukaryota; Metazoa; Chordata; Actinopteri; Kurtiformes; Apogonidae. The record is from RefSeq and is a predicted model, not a curated record. Bases 472 to 1062 code for a protein of 196 amino acids. Gene Ontology annotation, molecular function: glutathione specific gamma-glutamylcyclotransferase activity. Gene Ontology annotation, biological process: glutathione catabolic process. The transcript is spliced from 3 exons. Gene Ontology annotation, cellular component: cytoplasm.
AUCGCUUCGCCAUGUUAUCGAGGAGAACCUUCAUAGAUCCGGUGGUGAUCGUCAGGGAGAAAACGACCAGCUAGGUGAUUUAGACAGCCGUCACUAGUUAAAACCUCGAUCAGUUCACUCCAUAGCUUUAUAAACAGUAGCAUCGGCCGGCGGGGCAGCUGGCCAAAAGCGUUUUAGAUUUUUUCGUAUUGAUCAGAAGGCCAAAGCGGCUGCCAUGGAUUUUUAAGGCAUAAUGCGGCGCAUCUAAUGCAAUGGCAAUGCAUCGUGCAAGGCAAAACCAACCGCGAGAUUCCAUCUUCGCAACUGCUAAGCAGUUGGGCUCAAAUACCGUCCGCGGUAUACCAGAGAGCCAGCCGGUACCUCUGCUGCUGGACCGGAGGAAGCUAACGUUAGCUAGCUAGUCACCUUAGCUAACGAGGCGACUGAAAACAAAGUGUUUCAUCGAUUCAUCGUCAACACCGUCAAUCAAAAAUGAAGCCUCAAGACAUAAUCGCAGGGAAGAGCAGCCUGUGGAUCUUCGGGUACGGGUCACUGGUGUGGAAGCCUGACUUCAAGUACAAGAGGAGCAAGGUCGGCUAUAUUGAAGGCUACAAGAGGCGUUUCUGGCACGGAGAUAACUUCCACCGUGGGAAUGACGAGUUGCCCGGAAGAGUGGUGACGCUGAUAGAGGAUGAUGACGCCAGCACAUGGGGCGUGGCGUUCGAGGUGACAGGUUCUCAGGUGGAGGAGUCCCUGAAGUACCUGAAUGUGCGCGAGACGGUCUGCGGCGGAUACGUCACCAAAAUGGUCGACUUCUUCCCCGAGGGUGAAGGCCAGUCUCCGGUUCAGGCUCUGGUGUACAUCGCCACCUGUGAUAACCCCCUCUACCUGGGGCCGGCCAGUCCAGAGGAGAUCGGUGCCCAGAUCGCCAUGUGCAGAGGGAAGACGGGCCACAACCUGGAGUACCUGCUCCGGCUGGCUGAGUUCAUGAGGAGCAGCUGCCCGCACGUGGAGGACCUCCACCUGUUCUCCAUCGAGGCAGCAGCCCUGACCAUGGUGUCCUAUCUGUUAGCAGCACAGUAGCUCGUACCCUUCAUUAAAUACACUACACAACACUGAGGCUGGUCACCAUACAUGCCUCCGAUCACAGCUGAGGCACUUUUGUUAUGAAACCUGUUCCAUUCACAUUACCAGAGUGUAUUUUAAUCUGAAUGCUACUGAGGGUUGCAUGUCAAUGAGCUGUUUUCUUUCCUGUUAAGUACAUCCUGGUCUGUGUCUGUACAUCGUUAAAUGGUUAGAACACUACAUUGUCCUCUCCUGGAAACCUCAGUUUGGUUUUAUUUUAGCGAUACAUUAGUUUUUAUUUGUACUGUUCAGAUUCCGUCCAGUCCAUUCACAUGGUGCUGUGGUACUCAAACAUAUGUGCAAUUUGCUGUGAUGUGUAUGAAAAGAAAAAUGGUUUAUUUUUUUUAAGCUUUGUGGCAACUUCUCCAUUCAUUGUGAAAGUUAUGCCAAUAAAAAAAGGUCAAAUGA